Drosophila eugracilis is the source of this 3139-nucleotide messenger RNA. RefSeq names its product C-1-tetrahydrofolate synthase, cytoplasmic (gene pug). The record is from RefSeq and is a predicted model, not a curated record. NCBI's taxonomy places the organism in Eukaryota, Metazoa, Arthropoda, Insecta, Diptera, Drosophilidae. Gene Ontology annotation, cellular component: mitochondrial matrix; cytosol. Gene Ontology annotation, biological process: mitochondrial respiratory chain complex III assembly; tetrahydrofolate interconversion. The transcript has 6 exons. Gene Ontology annotation, molecular function: methenyltetrahydrofolate cyclohydrolase activity; formate-tetrahydrofolate ligase activity; methylenetetrahydrofolate dehydrogenase (NADP+) activity. Bases 75 to 2981 code for a protein of 968 amino acids.
ACCACCUCUAGUAAGAACGUGUGUUUUUGUUGCGCUGCAACUUGUUUAAUUUUAAUUUUUAAGCUUAAACAAUUAUGUCGGCGCAAUACCAGAGAUUCCUGAAAGUUCUUGAAAAGUGGCCAGCGGAGAAAUCAAAAGUCGGCAGCGAGGAGUGGAGAGCAGAACCGGCGAUCAAGAUGAGCGAGGCCAAGAUUAUAUCGGGCACGGCGGUGGCCAAAUCCAUUCGCGAGGAGCUGCGCAACGAGGUGGCGGCUAUGACCAAGCAAUCGCCAGACUUUGCGCCCGGCUUGAGGAUCGUCCAGGUGGGCGGACGUGAGGACUCCAACGUCUACAUCCGAAUGAAGAUUAAGGCGGCUACAGAGAUUGGCAUCGAUGCCGCCCACGUCCAGCUGCCCCGAUCCAUCACCGAAUUGGAACUACUCGAUAAGAUUAACGACCUGAACGAAGAUCCCCGCGUACAUGGAAUCAUAGUGCAAAUGCCCUUGGACUGCGACACUAAAAUCGACUCACAUCGCAUUACGGACGCCGUUUCUCCCGAAAAGGAUGUUGAUGGCCUGCACACGGUAAACGAAGGCCGACUUGCCAUCGGCGAUCUGGGAGGAUUCCUGCCCUGCACACCUUGGGGAUGUCUAGAGCUUAUCCGCCGUUCAGGUGUAGAGAUUGCAGGAGCUAGGGCUGUUGUCCUGGGUCGCAGCAAAAUCGUGGGCACUCCAGCCGCUGAGCUGCUCAAGUGGGCUAAUGCUACGGUCACUGUGUGCCACUCAAAGACUCGCAACCUGGAGGAGAUCACUCGAAGUGCCGAUAUCUUGGUUGUAGGAAUCGGAGUGGCUGAGAUGGUUAAGGGCUCGUGGAUAAAGCCUGGAGCCGUGGUCAUCGAUUGCGGAAUCAAUGUGAAGCCAGACGCCAGCAAAGCCAGUGGCAGUAGGCUGGUGGGCGACGUGGAUUACCAAGAGGCUCUUCAGGUGGCCGGACAUCUUACUCCUGUGCCUGGUGGUGUUGGACCCAUGACGGUGGCCAUGCUGAUGAAGAACACCGUACGAUCGGCGGCCCGAUCCCUGGAGCGCUUGCUCAGAAGCCAGUGGGAUCUGCAACCGCUGCCCCUUAAGCCUCUGCGUCCCGUGCCUAGCGAUAUUGUUAUUGCCCGCGCCCAAAAACCAAAGGACAUUGCCCUGCUAGCAAAGGAGAUUGGACUGGAGGCGCGGGAGGUUUCCCUGUACGGCAACAAGAAGGCUAAGAUCUCACUGUCAGUUCUGGAGCGUCUGGCUGAUAAGGAGGCGGGUAACUAUGUGGUGGUUGCCGGUAUGACACCCACUCCAUUGGGCGAGGGUAAGACCACCACGCUGAUGGGCUUGGUCCAGGCUCUGGGAGCUCACAAGGAAAGGAACACCAUGGCUGCUCUCAGACAACCCUCUCAGGGUCCAACCUUUGGCAUCAAAGGAGGAGCAGCUGGCGGUGGUUACGCACAGGUGAUUCCCAUGGAGGAGUUCAAUCUUCAUCUGACAGGAGACAUUCAUGCGGUGUCUGCAGCCAAUAACUUGCUGGCCGCCCAGCUGGACACCCGCAUCUUCCACGAGAACACCCAAAAGGACAAGGCAUUGUACGAUAGAUUGGUGCCCAAGGUCAAGGGUCAGCGAAAAUUCAGCCCUAUCCAACUGCGCCGUCUCCAGAAACUGGGUAUUACCAAGACCGAUCCCGAUACUCUGACCGAAGAGGAGUAUGGCUCAUUCGCCCGGCUGGAAAUCGAUCCGGAGACCAUCAUGUGGGAGCGUGUGGUGGACAUCAACGAUCGGUAUCUGAGAACCAUUACCGUUGGACGAUCGCCUACUGAAAAGGGUAUUUCGAGAGAGACUAGAUUCUCCAUUUCAGUGGCCAGUGAGAUUAUGGCUGUGCUGGCUCUAGCUCGAUGCCUGGAGGACAUGAAGCAGCGGCUGGCCGACAUGGUGGUGGCUUUUGACAAAAAGGGCAAGCCGGUGACCGCUGACGAUCUGGGUGUUACUGGCGCCCUAGCCGUUCUUCUCAAGGAUGCUCUCGAGCCCAACCUGAUGCAGUCCCUCGAGGGAACUCCAGUGCUAGUGCACGCUGGUCCCUUUGCCAACAUUGCCCACGGUUGCAACUCCAUUAUUGCCGAUGAAAUUGGCCUGAAGCUGGUGGGCAAGGAUGGAUUCGUCUGCACAGAGGCUGGAUUCGGUUCAGAUAUUGGCAUGGAGAAGUUCUGCAACAUCAAGUGCCGCACAUCCGGACGCAAACCGAAUGCCAUGGUUCUGGUGGCCACAGUGAGGGCCAUCAAGAUGCAUGGAGGCGGAGCACCUGUCACACCAGGAGCCCCCUUGAACAAGCAAUACACCGAGGAGAACUUGGAGCUCGUCGAGAAGGGUCUACCCAAUCUGCUGCAGCACAUUGCCAACGGCAAAGCCUUCGGCAUGCCCGUGGUGGUGAGUUUGAAUGCCCAUUCGGCGGACACUCCAGCGGAACACGAGCUGAUCAAGAAGGCGGCUCUGGAGGCAGGUGCAUUCGCCGCUGUAGUAGCCACCCACUGGGCUGAUGGAGGAGCCGGAGCUGUAGAGUUGGCUGAUGCUGUUAUCAAGGCCUGCGAACAGGGAAAUCAGUUCCGACUGCUUUACGAUCUGGAGCUGCCGCUGUUGGAAAAGAUGAACAAGAUCGCCACGACCAUGUACGGUGCUGGAAAGGUGGUGCUCUCGCCUGCAGCCGAGGAGAAAGUCAAGCGGCUGACGGAAGCUGGCUUUGGCAACCUUCCUAUCUGCAUGUCCAAGGUUUCCGGCUCGUUCACGGGCGAUGCCAAGAUCAAGGGCGCCCCCAAAGGUUUCACCUUGGACGUGGAGGACGUAUACGUUUCAGCCGGAGCCGGCUUCGUUGUGGCCAUGUGCGGUGAGGUCACCAAAAUGCCGGGUCUUCCCACCCGUCCUGCUAUAUACGAUAUCGACCUGAACACGGAAACGGGACAAAUCGAAGGUCUUUUUUAAGCUGAACACUGAACAAAGGAAAUCAGGAAAAGAUUCCCGCUAAUUCCAAAAGCAUUGACCGAUUGUUCUAAUUUAACUUGUAUAUAAAAUGAUUUAGAAAUAAGUUUUAACAUUUUGUAAAAAUAAUAAAUAUUUUUGACGUUGUGUGGUAACAUUCA